This is a messenger RNA of Corapipo altera (White-ruffed manakin), 2043 nucleotides long. It is a transcript of the gene IPMK, whose product is annotated as inositol polyphosphate multikinase. Gene Ontology annotation, biological process: inositol phosphate biosynthetic process. Lineage: Eukaryota; Metazoa; Chordata; Aves; Passeriformes; Pipridae. The record is from RefSeq and is a predicted model, not a curated record. Gene Ontology annotation, molecular function: inositol-1,4,5-trisphosphate 3-kinase activity; inositol tetrakisphosphate kinase activity. The transcript has 7 exons. The coding region runs from base 933 to 1973 and encodes 346 amino acids. Gene Ontology annotation, cellular component: nucleus; cytoplasm.
GGCCAUCGCAGUGCCGAGGGGCCGAGGCCUCCCUGCGAGGGGAGGGAGGGGAUAUUCAAGUAACAGCGUGCUAGUACCCUCAGAACAUAUACAGUGGGAAACAUGUAUAAAGGGAGCUCCCAAACCUGUGGCCACCAGAAACUUCGGCAAAAUAUUAGUAAGCAAUUAUUAGUUGCUGAUUUGAUGACCGGUCUGAAGCAACGGAUAGUAAGCAGUCUGAUAAUACAAAAUACCCUGAGGAUACAGCAUUUUUAGGUAUACCUCCAUUAGCUUUAAAUUUAUAUUUUAAUUUAUUUCCACCUUGAGGAAUGAGGUGUUGGCCGUUCUCAUGAAGGGGCCUUUUGAAAUAGGCAGUGGUCAGUGCCGAAGCGAGCAGUCAAGUUAAUGUUGCCAAAUGGCAUUUCUCACCCUCCCAGGACAUCACAUCUGCUGUACUCUGAGCCGAGUGGAAGGUACACAAUCAUUCAACUCCCAGUGUGCAGUUUGAGAGUAGCUGUAACAAGUACCUGCUGUCAUAUUGCCUUUGAACCCUGUCAGUAGGAACCACCCCUGCUGAAUAGGCCAAGGGCUGAAUUUCAGAACCCUUUCAACCAUCAGUGGUGAUAUUACAGCACUGAUGGUACUGUGAGUUUGUCUUAUCUACAGCCUGCAUCCAUGGUGUGUCUUGCUGCUGAUAAUCUGGACAGAAAAGUCAUUCUUCCCCUUGACCCUGCCAAGGGCUGAACUCCAGAACCCUUUCAGUCAUCAGUGAAUGGAAUUACAGCACUAAGGGCACUGCAUACUGCAGCAUCCAGAUGGGACUGUCCUGAAGCAGCUGCAGCCACCACCUCGUGGUCCCAGGGAACAGGAGUUCUACAAUAAGGUAGAUAUUAUCUUCUGUUUGGACCAAGAAAAUCUUCUCUUCUGAAACUGCUGGAUUUGCUUGCAGCUGGAUGUGUGAACAUGACAGAGUGACGAUCUUUCCAACCCUCCCUAAUUUAUUUCAGGUUUAUGACCCUGACUGUUGUGACAGCAUUCUUCUGGAGCUGCGGAAAUAUCUGCCAAAAUACUUCGGUGUCUGGUCACCACCUACUGCACCAAAUGAUACCUAUCUAAAACUGGAAGAUGUGACCCGUAAGUUUAAUAAGCCUUGCAUAAUGGAUGUAAAAAUAGGUCAGAAAAGUUAUGAUCCAUAUGCUUCGGUGGAGAAGAUCCAGCAGCAGGUCAGCAAGUACCCGCUGAUGGAAGAGAUUGGCUUUUUGGUACUCGGCAUGAGGGUGUACCAUGUCUCUUCAGACAGCUACGAGACACAAAACCAACACUAUGGAAGGAGCUUGACCAAGGAAACAGUAAAGGAUGGCAUCUCAAAGUUUUUCCACAGUGGGUACUGCUUGAGAAAAGACGUGGUAGCUGCCAGCAUUCAGAAGAUUGAAAAGAUUUUGGAGUGGUUUGAGGGCCAGACACAACUCAACUUUUAUGCAAGCUCACUGCUUUUUGUCUAUGAAGGUUCGUGUCAGGCAACAACUGUGCGGUUGAGUGAUGUCACCUUGGUGGAGAAGAAAGGAAUGCCCAAAGGGCUGUUAUCAGGUGGAGAUGUGUUGGAGUGUAAUAAUAAUAUUCAUGUAAUAAAUUCUACAGAGAAUGGAAAAAUUGAAGCCUCCGUAAGUAAAGGCUUGUCCAAGUUUUAUGCACUUCACAAAAAGUCAUGCUCAAAGAGGCACCACAGUCAGCUCUCACUAAAAGUUGAAAACUUGGAGCAAGACAACGUGUGGAAAAGCAGCACGUGCAUUGCACAGGAGCACCUGAACGGAAACGUUCUACCCCAACUGGAAAAAGUUUUCUAUCACAUGCCAGCAGAGACCAAGGAAAGUGCAAACGUGGAAGUCCGAAUGAUCGAUUUUGCUCACGUGUUUCCUAGCAACGCAAAGGAUGAGGGCUACAUUUAUGGUCUGAAAAAUCUAAUCACAGUACUUCAGAGUAUUUUGGAUAACUAAAUUCUUUGCUAUGUUUUUUAUUGGGGCCAAUGAUAAAGAGCAACAACAUGAAGAAUUUCUGCACUUGUAA